AUGGUGAUCACUCUCAUCUACAAAUUAUUGAGAGGGCAAAUACGUCAUGCCUCACUCAUCAGAGUCUGUGAUGUUAAUGCGCAAAACAGGAAAAGCAAUGCCGAUGGUGUUAGUUGUGAGGCUUGUAAUUUGUAUUGCAGCGAUGAGAAGAAACAUCUGUUACACUUCACAGAAUGUCCUGAUUGUAAAGUGAACUUUUCGUUUGAUUGCAACCUAUCUAACAAUAACAUCUACAACAGUAACAUCAACGACCACAACGUCAGCAGCCACAACGUCAGCGACCAUAGCGUCAAUGUCGAUAGGAGAAAAAGAAACAAUAACGACACCGGUUUACGCACACCAGUUGGGAGUUCCACAUCCGUUUUCCGUCACGUAAACCCACUGCACGAGAAUACUGAAUUCAACAAACGUCAUCCACCAAAACAUCAGAUUCUACAACAACAAGUUUCAACAACGACAAAGACCAUUAAAAGCAAAUCCUCGUCCACUGUAGCGCAGCAACAAUGCAAACCCGGGAGGCCUUCAACCAACUACCCGCCUGCAUUUCCAGCUACGGUUGUGCGCUUCAAGGAUGGCGAGGAGAGUUAUGAGAGUUACAAGAACAAGCUUGAGAACCUGAACAAAUACCACAGUUGUCAGCACAACAACAGUUCCGUUGUUAUUCCCAAUGUCACAAUUCAACACGCACAGGGUCUUUUAAUUGAUUAACUGACACUUCAUCACUAAAUAAAUCGUUUAGUUACUUGAAUUAAUUUAAAAAAUUAAAUGUCUUCACCUUAUUAUGAUCAUCGCUUUCAAUUUAUUAUUAUUGACGUU
Helobdella robusta is the source of this 816-nucleotide messenger RNA. RefSeq lists its product as hypothetical. The transcript is spliced from 3 exons. The record is from RefSeq and is a predicted model, not a curated record. The coding region runs from base 1 to 708 and encodes 235 amino acids. NCBI's taxonomy places the organism in Eukaryota, Metazoa, Annelida, Clitellata, Rhynchobdellida, Glossiphoniidae.